Molecule: messenger RNA, 1095 nt
Organism: Glarea lozoyensis ATCC 20868
Lineage: Eukaryota; Fungi; Ascomycota; Leotiomycetes; Helotiales; Helotiaceae
Product: Nucleotide-diphospho-sugar transferase
Exons: 4
Coding region: 1-1095 (364 amino acids)
Biological process (GO): GDP-mannose biosynthetic process; cell wall mannoprotein biosynthetic process
Cellular component (GO): cytoplasm
Molecular function (GO): mannose-1-phosphate guanylyltransferase (GTP) activity; GTP binding
Source: RefSeq, a predicted model, not a curated record
AUGAAAGCUCUCAUUCUUGUCGGUGGGUUUGGUACCCGUCUACGACCACUCACUCUCACUCUGCCAAAGCCAUUGGUCGAGUUUGGAAACAAGCGCAUGAUUUUGCAUCAGGUGGAAGCGUUGGCCGCCGCGGGGGUUACAGAUAUCGUUUUGGCGGUGAACUAUCGACCUGAAAUUAUGGAGAAAUACUUGGAAGAGUAUGAAGAGAAAUUCAACGUCAAAAUCACAUUUUCCAUCGAGUCGGAACCCUUAGGUACCGCCGGACCUCUGAAGCUGGCAGAAGAGAUUUUGGGCAAGGACGAUGCGCCAUUCUUCGUUCUUAACUCUGAUGUUAUCUGCGAUUACCCAUUUGCGGAUUUAGCUGCGUUCCACAAGAAACACGGUGAGGAGGGCACAAUCGUAGUCACAAAGGUGGAGGAGCCAUCGAAAUAUGGUGUCGUAGUUCACAAACCCAACCACCCAUCGCGGAUCGACCGAUUCGUCGAGAAGCCAGUCGAGUUCGUCGGAAACCGUAUCAAUGCUGGUAUCUACAUUCUCAACCCAAGCGUCUUGAAACGUAUCGAAUUACGUCCUACCUCCAUCGAACAGGAAACUUUCCCAGCAAUCUGCGCGGAUGGUGAAUUACAUUCUUUCGAUCUCGAGGGCUUCUGGAUGGAUGUUGGACAGCCAAAGGACUUCCUCUCCGGUACAUGUCUGUACCUCUCUUCCCUGACCAAAAAGGGCUCAAAACUUCUCACAUCACCAAAUACACCAUGGGUCCACGGCGGAAACGUUCUUAUCGAUCCUUCCGCUAAAAUCGGUAAGAACUGCCGAAUUGGCCCUAAUGUCACCAUCGGUCCAAAUGUCGUCGUUGGCGACGGGGUUCGUCUACAGCGCUGUGUCCUCCUUGAAGGCUCCAAGGUCAAAGAUCACGCCUGGGUAAAGAGCACCAUCGUGGGCUGGAACUCGACGAUUGGGAAAUGGGCGCGUCUGGAGAACGUCAGCGUUCUGGGUGAUGAUGUGACGAUCGGUGAUGAAAUUUAUGUCAACGGUGGAAGCAUUUUGCCGCACAAGAGCAUCAAGGUCAAUGUUGAUGUCCCGGCUAUUAUCAUGUAA